AUUGAAGGAAUGGUUUAAAGCAGCCAGGCACCGGGAUAUUCCAAUCACGGGAUCUAUCCUUCAAGAAAAAGCGACAGAGCUUGCGGAACGCCUCAAUGUGACGGACUUCAAAGCAACAGACGGCUGGCUCUCCCAUUGGAAAGGAUAGGGAAACAUAGGAUUUAAGCGAAUGCACUGGGAAAAGAAAGAUGCUGACACCAACGCUGCAGACCACUGGAAAGUCAACGUUCUACCAGAAAUUCUACGAGAAUACAAGCCCGAUGAUGUGUGCAACGCAGACGAAACAGGUCUUUAUUACAGAGCAAUUCCAGAGGGAACCCUCACUUUCAAAAAUCAACAGACCAGCGGAUCCAAGAAAGCAAAAGAGCGUGUGACAGCCAUGAUCGCCACCAACAUGACAGGCACGGAUAAAAGAAAAUUAUUAGUGAUUGGGAAGAGCAAAGACCCCAGGUGUUUCCGAGGAAAGAAGAGUCUUCCAGUGAAGUAUGCAGCUAACAGAAAUUCUUGGAUGACUGGUGAGAUUUUUAGUGAAUGGAUUCGUGAUUUCAAUCGUGAUAUGUGUCGACAGAAAAGAAAAGUUAUCCUGUUUGUGGAUAACUGCAGCGCCCAUCCCAAGGAAUCAGCACAGCGACUAUCAAACAUCCGCCUGGAAUUUCUGCCUCCCAACACUACAUCAUUGAUUCAACCAUGUGAUCAAGGCAUCAUAAGAAAUUUAAAAUCCAGCUACAGGAGUGAACUCUCUGCAAACGACCUUGCCAAGCGUGUAACACUGCUGGAUGCAAUUCACAUGCUUAGGAAAGCCUGGAACGCCGUGAAAUCUUCCACUAUACAGAACUGCUUCAGGAAGGCCGGAUUUACAGCUGAUGAACACCAGGCAGAUUCUGACGAAGAAAACAGUGAGAUUCCAGAGGGUGUGACGGAAGAACAGUUCAACGAGUUAUUGAGAGCCGAAGAGGAUAUUCACUGUCAUCAUGUUACGACCGAAGAAGAAAUCUGUGCUGACAUCAUGGCAGAAGAGUCACGAGAUCCGGAGGACGACGCAGAGAUUGAGGAGAACGAGGAAUUUCAACUACCCGUAACCAGAGGUGAAGUCGAAGAAGCGCUAAAAAUCAUUAGAAGAUUCAUGGAGGAGAACAGCUGUGAUGAUUUCGACCAACUUUACGAAUUAGAGGACAAGUAUGACAAGAAACAUCUUGAGAAAAUAAAAGAAGGAACUGGAGAAUUUAACCAUACAUUUCAGGAUGCAUCAGGAAAAGAGAAGCAGUUCGUAAAUGAUGUUGAUGAGUUGAGAUCAGAAGAUAAGAAACUCGGCAAAAAAAUCCGGGCUCUUGAAAAAACAAAAGAAAGAAAUGAAAAUAUGAAUGAUAUUCGAUCAAAGGAUCCGAAUGAUGAAAUUCUGGAAAUUCCAAAUGGAGAACCAAGAAGAAUCUUGGAAUUGACCAUUUCUGCUCGAAAAUGCUUGAUAGCCCUCAAAGCUGUUGCCCUAUUGCUAAACAGACUUUUCUCCUAG
Saccostrea echinata is the source of this 1510-nucleotide messenger RNA. RefSeq names its product tigger transposable element-derived protein 4-like. Lineage: Eukaryota; Metazoa; Mollusca; Bivalvia; Ostreida; Ostreidae. Gene Ontology annotation, molecular function: DNA binding. Gene Ontology annotation, cellular component: nucleus. The record is from RefSeq and is a predicted model, not a curated record. The transcript has 4 exons. The coding region runs from base 170 to 1510 and encodes 446 amino acids.